AUGCAUGGAAGACCAAAUCUCUCGGUGCCUUCUGUCACCCACGUGUGACCCUUUUCGUCCACUUCUUUCCAUCCCCUUCGCCCACGUGUGACUACUCAUCUUCCUUGCCUCUCCGCUGCCCAAACCCAAAACACAUCAAGCCUCUUCUUAAAAACAGCCUCACCUUACAUAUUUUCUCCCCGCUACAUCUCUGUCGUCUCUUUCUAAUCAAAUAUGGACUCCCAGAACGUUAAACAGCGUACAAGAGACACAGUCGACGAACCCCACACCAUCGUGGGCAAAAACAACAGCAAGAAUGUGAGAUUCAGACGUGAAAAAAGAGUGGCUAUGGCCCAACGUGGUAUUAGAUCAUUAGCCAUAGCUGUUGCGCUCCCUCUUUCCGUGGCUCUCUGUAACGUGUAUUUCUUUGGCUCAACUAGAGGCUACGGUACUAGUAGUAGCAGGAGUAUAUCAAAGCCCUUCUGGUUCCCACCUUUGUGGGCGCUACACAUGUCUUGCGUGACUUCGAGUUUCUUGAUGGGUCUCUCGGCUUGGCUUGUUUGGGCUGAAGGCGGAUUCCAUCGGAACCCGACUGCUCUCUAUCUUUACCUGACUCAGCUCGGCUUGAGUUUGGCUUGGAACCCGAUCGUGUUUCGGAUGUCAGAGCCGUGGGUUGGGUUACUUGUUUGUUUAGCUACGUUUGGGGCUCUUGUUGGGUGUUCUCGACAGUUCAAAGAGGUGAAUCCCAUUGCAGGCAAUCUGGUUAUGCCCUGUUUGGCAUGGGCUUCGUUUUUAGCCUUCGUCAAUCUUAAGCUCCUCUUUCUUUGA
This is a messenger RNA of Populus euphratica (Euphrates poplar), 807 nucleotides long. RefSeq names its product translocator protein homolog. Gene Ontology annotation, cellular component: membrane. The record is from RefSeq and is a predicted model, not a curated record. The transcript has a single exon. The coding region runs from base 214 to 807 and encodes 197 amino acids. Lineage: Eukaryota; Viridiplantae; Streptophyta; Magnoliopsida; Malpighiales; Salicaceae.